UAAUAUGCAUAAGUUAUGUUGUUUCUUUACUAAGAAAAGGAGAACAUAUGAAAGAAUCUCUGGAGAGCAGUGAUGAGUUUGAGUUUGAAGUAGGAACAAGAGCAGUGAUUCCCCAGGUUGAAGCAUGCGUAACUCAGAUGUCAAUGAACCAGUCUGUUCAUUUUAAUACUGAGCUUCCUCCUCAUGAAUUUAUUUUUGCUGCAGCUGGUGAUUCUGCAAAGUCUAUUUCACUGUUAUCUAUGGGGACGUGCUUCUUGGAGUAUUCUAUAUCUUUGCUGCAUGUGACGGAACCCUUGGAAGAUAUAGAAUGGAGCAGGCUCUGUUCGGCCCUCCUCUUUCGAAGCAGCGAGUGGAAUACACAUUGAGACACAUCAAUGAAUCCCGUGCUACUACUUUGGUAUUUAUU
This is a messenger RNA of Telopea speciosissima, 406 nucleotides long. RefSeq lists its product as uncharacterized. The record is from RefSeq and is a predicted model, not a curated record. Lineage: Eukaryota; Viridiplantae; Streptophyta; Magnoliopsida; Proteales; Proteaceae. The transcript is spliced from 2 exons. The coding region runs from base 48 to 365 and encodes 105 amino acids.